CAUAUAGGCUGCAUAUUAAAUGGUCUCGGUCGUGGCAUAAUAAUGAAUUUUAUGAUUCCAACCAGGCCCGUGCAUUGGCAUCGAAAACACCUUGUGAACCAGGUACUCGUCGCCGUGAUUCAAAACCGUGCUUUUGAUACCCACUUGGCUGCUGCAUCAGCUUCUGUCAAUCCCAAUGCUGCUUCUUUGUGGACGGUUGAUGUGGUUUCGGAAGUGCUAAGGUCUAUUCCCAGAUACUUUUUCCAGUCCUCUCGCUCUAUUGGCCGUCAGGGAGGUUUCCGGCAUCGUGCUCCUCUGAAACAACGCAAGCUCAAGGAGGAAGAAGAUAAGCUUCGCAAGAAUGUGCUUGUUCUUGGCCCUGCUGCUCACAGAGACCCACAGAGGGUCAAGCUUGGAUUGGGCAAAGCAAUUGAAUUCUACUAUUGGGUCGAAAACCAUUUUGGAUUUACCCACAACGAGACCACUUGCAGGGAGAUGGCUUGUGUAUUGGCUAAAGGGAAUAAACUGAAUGCUCUUUGGGAUUUUCUGAAGGAGAUGUCUAGGAGGACUGGUGGGUUGGUUACCACGGCGACUGUUACGUGUUUGAUAAAAGUACUAGGAGAAGAGGGAUUAGUUAAUGAAGCAUUAAUUACAUUCUAUAGGAUGAAGCAAUACCACUGUAAACCGGACGUAUAUGCUUACAACAACAUGAUAUAUGUUCUUUGCAAGGUGAGAUAUUACAAAAAGGCAAGGUUUUUGUUGGAGCAGAUGGAGCUUCCUGGCUUUAGAUGCCCACCUGACACAUUUACUUAUACUAUUUUAAUAAGUUCCUACUGCAAAUUUAGCAUGCAAACUGGAAGUAGGAAGGCAACUAGGAGGAGAUUGUGGGAAGCUAACCAUCUGUUUCGCCUAAUGCUCUUCAAGGGCUUUGUUCCUGAUUUUGUGACGUAUAAUGCCUUGAUUGAUGGUUGCUGUAAAACAUAUAGGAUUGAUAGAGCAUUGGAAUUAUUUGAAGAUAUGAAGAAAAGAGGUUGUGUUCCCAAUCGAGUUACAUAUGACUCUUUCAUUAGGUAUUAUAGUGCCGUAAAUGAGAUAGACAAAGCUAUUGAGAUGUUACGUCGUAUGCAGAAUUUGAAUCAUGGAAUACCCACUUCAAGUUCAUAUACCCCUAUUAUUCAUGCUUUGUGUGAAGUUGGAAGAGUUGUUGAUGCUCGGAAUUUCCUUGUUGAGUUGGUUGAUGGAGGAUCAACACCCAGAGAAUAUACAUACAGAUUGGUUUGUGAUGCCCUGCACUCAGUGGGAGAGGCCAGCUUGUUAAGCGAAGAAGUGCACAAGAGAAUAAGAGAUGGGAUACGGAGCAGAUACAUGCAGACCAUGAAAAUCAAACCAAUUAUGGCUCGCAAAGGAUAUCCUGAAAUGGAAGUAGUUUGAUUUCUUCUGAAUGGAACCGGUUAUGUUCAAAAAAUCAGUAUGUUCCAAUGCUGAAUAUUAUUUAGAUUGCGGCUUGCUGCUAUUUUAAAUUCAGGACAUGAUCAUCUUAGUCCUCAUGUGAGUAGCUGUUAUUUUAAUCGGAGAGAGUUUUUGAUUAUUCGCAGAGGUUGGCUUUGGAGAAUGAACUUUUGAUGGCAUUUUAGUCUCUAUAGUAGUGCCAUUUUGUUCGACGCUAGCCAAGUCUGACAACCACAACCAUUCUACAAAGAAGCAAGAACCUGACCUGGCAUUUGCUGUGCGUAAGAUGAUACUGCAUAUUAGCCGUAACGGACUACUUCGAAUUCAGAGGACCGGCGAUACUCCAUAUGCUUGUCUUCCUUUUCCUGUCAAAUUUCCCAGCUGAUGCAAAAUGCUCUCAUUGAGUGAUAUACUCUUUGAUCAUGUUCAUGCGCCUAUCGUACAAGUUGAAAUGUACUUGUCACAACUCAUCAAUCAAACGUAAAAGCUUGUAAAUGGCUGUGGAAUGCAUUCCCAUUCACGUGAUCUGAUUUUUUUUUUUUUUCAAUAUACGUGUUUUAGUGAUGUGCCAAUAUAAAUUAUAGAAAUGCUUGUGUAAGGAAAACGAUUUAUG
This is a messenger RNA of Neltuma alba, 2041 nucleotides long. Its product is annotated as pentatricopeptide repeat-containing protein At1g77405-like. The record is from RefSeq and is a predicted model, not a curated record. The transcript has a single exon. The coding region runs from base 43 to 1410 and encodes 455 amino acids. Gene Ontology annotation, molecular function: protein binding. NCBI's taxonomy places the organism in Eukaryota, Viridiplantae, Streptophyta, Magnoliopsida, Fabales, Fabaceae.